This is a messenger RNA of Blepharisma stoltei, 2631 nucleotides long. The record is from the annotation of a GenBank genome assembly. NCBI's taxonomy places the organism in Eukaryota, Ciliophora, Heterotrichea, Heterotrichida, Blepharismidae.
AUGCCUGGCGAGGAUGACUGCACUAAGUGCUACUCAGACCAAUGCCCAAAGUGUUAUGGAUACUCUCAAAAUAUGUGCUCAAAAUGUACAAGUGGAAAGGAGCCAUCUUGUUGUGACUGAUUAGCAAGUUCUUGCUCUUCAACUUUUAAUAGUAUUACCUGCAGUAUAGGUACAGUUCUCAUUAAUGAAGUUUGCUUGUAUGCAAUCCCAUAUGGCUUUGUUAAUAAUUUGCCAGUAAAUACUCCUGUUAUUAAUGCUGAUUUUACUAAUAGCUUUGCAGGAAUUUACGAUAGCAUAUUGGUUACUGGAGAAAGUUCAUCUACCUAUAACUACUGAAACUCCCCUGAAAGCAUUGAUCCAUUACCUGCAAAACAGAGAGGGCUUUAUUUUAUCCCCAAUUCUUAUUUGAAAGCUACAAUAAAUCUUUAUCAUACAUUCACGAUUGGAGCAUGGGUUUAUCCCAUCAGUGGAUAUUAUAUAACAUAUACUGGGAAUCAGCUGAAAGUGCAUUCUAACGGGACAAUUGAGAUCUGCAUGCCAAAUUUUGCUGGAAGUAGCAAAACGUAUUCCACUUCAAUAUCGUCAAAUCUUCAAAAAUGAAACUAUAUUUCCUAUUCAAUUGAAUACCGUUUUAAUGGAACUUCAUCAAUAUCUCCAUAUAUAGAAACUGACAUUACAAAUCCAUAUUUUGUGCAAGAAGGGAUUUUCAGACCUGAAGCAGGCGGAUCUCUUUAUCUUGGAUCAGCUGAUUUUAAUGGAUUUAUAAGUCUUUUUCAGUUGUGACAAAUCGCUAUUUCAAGUUUUCAGUCUUAUCGAGGUUAUUUCAAUAAUAAUGCAGGAGCAUUGGAUUUGUGAAGUUGUGAUUUUAAUUCCUUCUAUGAUGGAAGUUCUUUCAAAAAAUGUUUAGAUUCAUGCCAAAAUGGCUGCGUGAGAGCAGACUCAUGCAAUAUUUGUGAUAGCGAGCUCUGCUUGAAAUGCUCAUCAUUUGACUCUAAAUCUUGCUUUUUGUGUGUUGAAAAUCGAUUAGGUAAUUCUUGUUCUUUUUGCACAGAUCUUUUAUGUGAUACUUGCAAUAGUUCAUCAAAUGGAUGUAAAGCAUGCAAACCAAAUGCUUCAGUUCAAAAUAAUUCUUGUGCGUGUAAUAGUGGCUACAAUGGAACCACAGCGUGCAAAUAUGUCCCAUUUUCUGUCGAUCUCUUAAUUUUUUCUAAUGAUUCUUUAUCUCUUGAUUUCUCAGAUCCUUUGCAAUAUGCACUUUCAAAUGACAGUUUUAAAAUUUCUAUUGAGAAUGAUCCAAAAUUUAGCUGAAGCCUUGAACUGGUAAAUACAACCUACUACAGUAUUCAAACAAUAUUUAAUGAAAAAAUAGAAGAAUAUACAAUAAUAAAUAUCACAUUUUUUGAUUUGACAAAAGUAAAGUCAAUUUAUAAUGGGAUUUUGAGCUCCUCAACAAUUAGCUCUAGGCUUAAUAAAUAUGACCCAGCUUCUUAUAGCUUAGCUAUGACUGAAAUUACUUCACAAAUAUCUUCAGCUGUGCAAGGUGCAGUUAUUGGAUCUAUAGCUGCAUCAUUUGUAAAUCCAAAUCCAAGCUCACUAUGAAGCUUUUUAAGCUGCUUACAAAUUCUCAGUUAUUUAUCAUUAUCAGGAAUUCCUUUUUCAGAAAAAAUGAAUAAAUUCUUAUCAAAUUUAAAUUCAUUUAGCCUUUUUCCAAAUGUUUUUGAAUAUUUAAUAAAUGAAAAAGAGGGAAGCAAAGCUUAUGAUAAUGCUAUAAAUUUUGGAUACAAUACUGAUUUAAUCUUAUUAAACCAAGGUGAUGAUUUUUCUAUAGCAGCUGCCUCAGUACUUUUUAUUCCAUUAGUAUUAUAUUUAGCUAAUUGUUCUUACAGAAUGGUUGGAAAAAAAUUUCAAAAAAUGUACCAAAAUUAUAAAUAUGCUUUCUAUAUAAGAUUCUGGAUACAAUGCUUCCUUGAGCUUGGAACUGCUGCAUAUGUAGGGCUAAAAAUGUUCAAAAUCCAAAAUUUUACUCAAAUAACAAAUAUUAUUAUUUGCUUUGGGAUUAUUUCAUUAUAUACAGCUUCCCCUUUUGCAUUUUUUUGGUUUUCUUAUAGAAAUCGAGUAAAAAUUCAAUCAAAGUCUAAAACAUUCUUUUCACUAUUUGACUCCUUUUUUUAUGAAUUUCGGACUGAAAAAGGAUUUCUCUAUUCUCUUUACUAUUUUGUUUACUUCUUGAGGAGACUUAUAUACUCGACUAAUUUGGUGUUCCUGAGUGAUUACCCAAGGACGCAAGUUUCAAUAAAUAUUAUAUGCUCCUUGAUCAGUAUAUUUUAUUUAAUUGCGUAUUGGCCUUAUAAAGAUAAAAUUAUUCAGAUUUCGAAUUUAGCUAGUGAAAUUAUGAUCUCAAUAAUUAUGUGUGCAACUUCUUUUUAUUUAUUUGAUUUAAGCUCAAGCAUGAUAUCAGAUAUGGAAAACUUUAUAAUUUUCACAUCUAUAAUGGUAAUAGGGGUACAGUUUUGCACUUCAAUCUCGAUUUUUGCAAGAACUAUUUAUCAACUUUUUGGUGGUAAAUUAAAUCCAUAUGGAAAUUCUAAAUUAAAAGUUCACCCUAUUGAAGAGUUUUCAGAAACGAUUUAA